This is a messenger RNA of Penicillium chermesinum, 1278 nucleotides long. RefSeq lists its product as uncharacterized. The coding region runs from base 1 to 1278 and encodes 425 amino acids. The transcript is spliced from 3 exons. The record is from RefSeq and is a predicted model, not a curated record. NCBI's taxonomy places the organism in Eukaryota, Fungi, Ascomycota, Eurotiomycetes, Eurotiales, Aspergillaceae.
AUGGCUUCUGAAUUACACAGUUCUGUCGACCCCCAAGAGUGCUCUGAGGAGAAUAACAUAUCAGAAGGAGCCGACUCAGCAAUUGCCUCUUUCAUAGAGAAAAACUCGAAACUUCCCAAAGCUCCUUCUUGCGAACGAAUUCCCUGCCCUGUCGUUAUCCCCCAGCGACGACCCGGCAACAAACAGCGAGGGUUCAUGAAGGCGUAUGCUCCAAUACUAUCCCAGAACGGCAUCAGCCAAGAACACUUUCAUGAUUUCAUCGACGCUUUGAACAAAGCAGUUCAGUCCUCUAAGUGGAUUGCCGCUGUACAAAUUGCAGCAUUUGGGGCCGGAUUCGUGCCAAAUCAAAUUUCCAUGGGCGCGACAGCGGCGGUGCAGAUAGUAUCGGCCGUCGCUGCAAAAGCACAAAUACGAUGGAAGGUGAACUCUUUCAUAGAUAGAGCCAAUCGAGAACUAUUUGCUCCUCGAGGGCUUUAUUGCAUGAUCGUGACAUACAACCCUCUCCCACAGCAGGAGCAGGAAGAAAUCAAUAAGUCGAUAAAGAGACCUUCGACCGGCGGGGCCUCCGGAUCAUCUCGAGUCAAAUGGCCGCAAAAAAUCAGGGAAAAUUUACGCGACCCCUUCUCUGUUACUACGGAAGGAGAGCAAAACUUGCCCGUCGAGAUUGCACCCUUGGUAUUCGCAGACGAUGAAGAUAGGAGGGUUCAAAUACAAUCCAAGGACAAACCUUGGACCAAGUUGAAUGACUACUUUGAUAAGCGCGCACGGGCAAGAUAUGCCAGCGAAAGUGAUCAGGACGCAUUAUCAUCAGCCCCCAAUCCCAAGUUCAAACAUCGACUCCUUGAUCCGAACCACCCGGCGAGCAACGGAGGUCUUCUGGGUUUGAUCUCAGGUGGACGUCUGACAAAAGACCCCAAAAAGGCCAUGGAAGAAGCCAAAGACAUGCUCCAGCAGCAGGAAAGACGCAUGAUUGAGCAACAAAAUAGUCAAUUGGAGCAUCUCCGCAGUCAGUGCCAAGCCAGGGGCUUCUCCGAACAACAACAGCGUGAGUAUGUUGCAGCCUAUGAGCUGCAGUUCCAGCUGCAACAAGAGCAGCUACAAUCUCAGGCAAAGAGAAUGGAAGUGAUGCCCAGAAAAAUUAUGCGGAACAUUCUUUAUCUCAUGGUCGUUAACCUCCCAACCGAGGAAGAAGUCGAGGCAGCUAGAAUGGUGACGAAGAAGAAUGAGGAAGAUGACAAUAGCAGUGGAAGCUUAGUCAAUAUGGUCAAUGUGCAGUAA